UGUCAACCAGUAUCCCAUAAAAAGCAUCAAUGCUAUUCCUUUAAGAGCAGAUUGGAAUGCCACUAGUGUUGAGUGACCGAGUGAGGUCGUAGGCAACAGCUAUAUUUACCAUCAGGGUAACAUGAUCUCUGGCAUUCUGGAUCAUUGUGCACAUGCAAUCCUUCUGGUCUUCACACUCUGGGCAACAGCCUUCAAAGCUGAACACUGUCGAACUGCGAAAUGCGCCACUGAUGGUUCACAUAGACUGCCAGUCUGACUGCCAAUCCAAAUUUCAUCUUAUAUCUUGGACCACACUGUAGUCUCCUUUUUUUUAUUCUUCAGUCUUGAGCAUUGAAGGUUGGAUGGGAUCUAUGGCAAGCCACAACCCCUGUUUUUCCACUGACUGGAACUGAGAGCGGCUCACCGUACAGCAGUCGAUGCGGCCUGUCACUGUCUCUCCUCUGUCCGAGCUCUCAGCAUGUCUCGUGUCUCCUCCACGGCCAAGCGCUACGGUGGCUCCUCAUAUACCAGCCACUAUAGUACCUACAGCUCCUCCCUGACGCCCUCACUCGGGACUUAUGAUCGUGACAAGCUUCCCUACAAAGCCCCCUCGACUGCAUUCUCCUCCUCUAGCUACCUGAGCUCGGGCAGCAGUCGAACACGGAAUUACAGCUCCACGGAGCCUGAUCGCGGCCGUCCUAUCCCUCGCACUGACCUUCUGAGCGGCCGGCGAAGCGAGAGCCUGAGUCGUACGCCCUUAAAGGGCUAUAGUUCAGGACUGAAUGGUGGCUCUGCCUAUUCGACCUAUGGCUACUCGCCGGCACAGACCAGCUACCUCUCCACUUCUCCUAUGCCGUCAAGUGUCUCCCUAAACCGAAGAAAAUCUGUUAGUCAGAGCGACCUGACGCGGGAGUUGUCCUCGCUGGCCCUCAAUGACACUCCCAGCAGCAACAGUCUGAAGCAGUCCUACAGGACCCGGACAAGUGAUGCCACAAGUGACUCCUACAGUAGCAGCAGCUUGCGCUCUGGUUUUGGGAUGUCACGCAGCUCCACACAGGAUGCAUUGAGCAGCAGCAGCAGUAGCCGCUUCUCCUCCUCCAUUGGAUGCUCUACUUCACCGCUCAGGGAGGAGCCAGUGAGACCGAACUCCAAGGCUGCCCAAGGUCUGGUGGGAUUAAAGAAUCUGGGCAAUACAUGCUUUAUGAACUCCAUUCUUCAAUGUCUUAGCAACACACGCAGUUUGCGAGACUACUGUCUGCACAACUCCCAUCGUCGCGACCUCAACAACAACAGCCGCACAAACACUGCACUGAUGGAGGAAUUUGCCAAGCUCAUUCAGACAUUGUGGACGUCGUCAACCAGCGACGCCGUCAGCCCUUCCGAGUUCAAAACGCAAAUCCAGAGAUACGCGCCCAGAUUUGUGGGCUACAACCAACAAGAUGCUCAGGAGUUUCUGCGCUUCCUGCUCGACGGCCUGCACAAUGAGGUGAACAGGGUUACGGUGAGGCCCCGCGCCAACACUGAGGACUUCGACCAUUUACCAGAUGAUGAGAAAGGGAAAAAGAUGUGGAGCAAGUAUCUGGAAAGAGAGGACAGUAAAAUUGUAGACUUGUUUGUAGGGCAGCUGAAGAGCUCUUUGACCUGCACUGAGUGUGGCUACUGUUCCACUGUGUUUGAUCCCUUCUGGGAUCUGUCCUUACCCAUCUCCAAGAAGGGCUACGGAGAGGUCAGUCUGAUGGACUGCAUGCGACUCUUCACUAAAGAAGACGUGCUGGACGGAGACGAGAAGCCGACAUGUUACAGAUGUAAAGCCAGAAGAAAAUGUACAAAGAAGUUCACAAUUCAGAAGUUCCCAAAAAUCUUAGUGCUACAUCUCAAGCGUUUCUCAGAAGCUCGCGUCAGAUCAAGCAAACUGUCCACUUUUGUCAACUUCCCCAUGAAGGACCUGGACCUCAGGGAGUUUGCCUCUGACAGGAGCAGUAGUGCAGUGUAUAAUCUGUAUGCAGUGUCCAAUCACUCAGGCACCACCAUGGGUGGGCAUUACACUGCAUACUGCUGCAAUCCGGACUCAGGAGAAUGGUACACCUUUAACGACUCCAGAGUAACGCCAAUGUCCUCCAGUCAGGUGCGCAGCAGUGACGCGUACGUCCUUUUCUACGAGAGAUCCGGCUUGUGAGGGCUUACAGGAGCCAGAAGGAGCGAGGCCACGACCCUUGGGGGUCAUCACUUCUCAAGCAGCACUCCUCACGGAAAGAAGACACUGUCGCCACAUUCUGGACACACGACAGGAUUAAACAUAACUUUCUUACUGUC
Molecule: messenger RNA, 2292 nt
Organism: Tachysurus fulvidraco (yellow catfish)
Lineage: Eukaryota; Metazoa; Chordata; Actinopteri; Siluriformes; Bagridae
Gene: usp2a
Product: ubiquitin specific peptidase 2a
Exons: 14
Coding region: 458-2155 (565 amino acids)
Biological process (GO): protein deubiquitination
Cellular component (GO): cytoplasm
Molecular function (GO): cysteine-type deubiquitinase activity
Source: RefSeq, a predicted model, not a curated record